This is a messenger RNA of Gopherus flavomarginatus (Mexican gopher tortoise), 9030 nucleotides long. RefSeq names its product ATP binding cassette subfamily A member 2 (gene ABCA2). Gene Ontology annotation, cellular component: intracellular membrane-bounded organelle; membrane. NCBI's taxonomy places the organism in Eukaryota, Metazoa, Chordata, Testudines, Testudinidae. The record is from RefSeq and is a predicted model, not a curated record. Gene Ontology annotation, biological process: lipid transport; transmembrane transport. The coding region runs from base 66 to 7589 and encodes 2507 amino acids. Gene Ontology annotation, molecular function: ATP binding; lipid carrier activity; ATP hydrolysis activity. The transcript is spliced from 49 exons.
GUGAGCGCUCCCGGGCAGACGCUGCUCCCCUUCCCCCCCGGCGCCGGCUCCCGGGGCGAGCCAACAUGGGGUUCCUGCACCAGCUGCAUCUCCUGCUCUGGAAGAACGUGACUCUCAAGCGCAGGAGCCCGUGGGUGCUGGCCUUCGAGAUCUUCAUCCCCUUGGUCCUCUUCUUCAUCCUCCUGGGGCUGCGGCAGAAGAAGCCCACCAUCCCCGUGAAGGAAGCUUUCUACACAGCAGCCCCUCUCACCUCGGCUGGGAUCCUGCCGGUGAUGCAGUCCUUAUGCCCUGACGGCCAGAGAGAUGAGUUUGGAUUCCUGCAGUAUUCCAAUUCCACCGUGACCCAGCUCCUGGAGCGGCUCAAUGAGGUGGUGGAAGAGAGCAACCUGUUUGACCCGAAUCACCCUGGGCUGGAGGAGGAGCUGGAGUCCCUGCGGCGGCAGCUGGAGUCCCUGAGCAACAGCGAGCCCAGCUCCAUGGAGACCCACUUCGACAGCCGGGCAGCGUCCGGCAUCACGCUGGGCUCCGUGGUGAAGGACCAGAGUGAACUUCAUCGCUUCCUCACUCGGAACCUCUCCUUGCCCAGUGAGACGGCCCAGCUGCUGCUAGGCUCCAACAUCAACCUCAAGGAGGUCUAUCGCCUGUUUUUUGGCUCCUCGCCUGCCUCGGCGGACGACGCCCACGAGAGAGAGCCCUGGAACCGGUUCAGCACUGGGGAGAAGAUUCUCCAGCUGGAGGAGAGCCUCCUGGGCGGGUGGAGGAACCUGGAAGAUGGGCUGAUCCACAGGGCUCUGCGCGACCCCAAGAGAUCCACCCACAGGCAGGCGCUGCUGCACCUCCUGUCCCAGGCCCUGGGCCUGGCCGGCGCACCCUCUGAGGCCUCUGCUUCCUACAGCCCCCAGGCCUUUGUGAAGGAGAUGGAGAGCGUCCUCUUCACGCCAUCGGUGCUAGAGCACCUGACCUGUGACCAGGAUCAGGAGGAACUGAAGCAGAUCCUGACUGUCCCGGGCAGCCGGCAGCCCUGGCUGCGGGCCUACCGGGCCACCAUCUGCAACGGGAGCGCCAGCGUCCGCCUGGAGCACUUCACACAGCUGGCCAUGGAGCUCAAGGAGCAGCUGGAUGUGCACAAAGUCAUCAGCAGGCUCAGGCUGGACGAGGUGAACAGCACAGCGGCCCAGCACCGGCUCCACGCCCUCCUGGAGGACCUCGUGGAGAUGGAGAAGGUUCUGAAGGACGUGGACAUCCUCUCGGCUCUGGCCAAGCUGCUGCCCCAGGGCGCCUGUGCCAGCAAAGCACCCCCGCCCGCCACCAACAGCACCAGCUGGGGUGGCAACUUCACCACCAGCACCAACUCCACCAUGGAGGAGGGUGACAGGGAGCCCAUAGGAGAGAAUCCCCAGGGCCAGCGCUCGGCCUUUGUGCAGCUCUGGGCAGGACUGCAACCCAUCCUGUGUGGGAACAACCGCACCAUUGAACCCGAGGCCCUGAAGCAGGGCAACAUGAGCUCCUUGGGCUUCACCAGCAAGGAGCAGCGUAACCUGGGACUGCUGGUGCACCUCAUGACCAGCAACCCCAAGAUCCUGUACUCGCCUGUCGGGACGGAGGUGGACAAGGUCAUCCUGAAGGCCAAUGAGACCUUUGCCUUCGUUGGGAAUGUGACUCGCUACGCCCAGGUCUGGCUGAACAUCUCCUCUGAGAUCCGGGGCUUCCUGGAGGAGGGCAAACUGCAGCGACGGAUCCGCUGGCUUCAGGAGUUCACCACCGACAUCCACAAACACCCAGAGAUCCUGAACGCCUCGGACAACAACCUCCUCCGCAGCUUCAUCGACGGCAACUUCUCGCUGCCCAACACCAGCGCCCUGCUGCAGCAGCUGGACACUAUCGACAACGCCGCCUGCGGCUGGAUCCAGUUCAUGUCCAAGGUCAGCGUGGACAUCUUCAAGGGCUUCCCCGAUGAGGAGAGCAUUGUGAACUACACGCUGAACCAGGCGUACCAGGACAACAUCACGGUGUUCGCCAGUGUGAUCUUCCAGACCAACAGGGAUGGCUCCCUGCCCCCCCACGUGAUGUACAAGAUCCGGCAGAACUCCAGUUUCACCGAGAAGACCAACGAGAUCCGACGGGCGUACUGGCGACCGGGCCCCAACACGGGCGGGCGCUUCUACUUCCUCUAUGGUUUCGUGUGGAUCCAGGACAUGAUGGAGCGAGCCAUAAUCAACACCUUUGUGGGCCAUGACGUGGUGGAGCCUGGCAAUUACGUGCAGAUGUUCCCGUACCCGUGUUACACCAGGGACGACUUCCUGUUCGUCAUCGAGCAUAUGAUGCCCUUGUGCAUGGUGAUCUCCUGGGUGUAUUCGGUGGCGAUGAUGAUCCAGCACAUUGUGGCGGAGAAGGAGCAUCGGCUGAAAGAGGUGAUGAAGAUGAUGGGCCUGAACAACGCAGUCCACUGGGUGGCCUGGUUCAUCACUGGCUUUGUCCAGCUCUCCAUCUCCGUCACCGCGCUCACCGCCAUCCUGAAAUACGGCAAGGUCCUGAUGCACAGCGACGUCUUCAUCAUCUGGCUCUUCCUCGCCAUCUACGCUGUGGCCACCAUCAUGUUCUGUUUCCUGGUGUCCGUGCUCUAUUCCAAGGCCAAGCUGGCCUCAGCCUGCGGGGGAAUCAUCUACUUCCUGAGCUAUGUCCCCUACAUGUACGUCGCCAUCCGGGAGGAAGUGGCACACGACAAGAUCACGGCCUUCGAGAAGUGCAUCGCUUCUCUCAUGUCGACCACGGCCUUCGGGCUGGGCUCCAAGUACUUUGCGCUGUACGAGGUGGCCGGUGUGGGCAUCCAGUGGCACACCUUCAGCCAGUCGCCUGUGGAAGGCGACGACUUCAACCUGCUGCUCUCCAUGAUGAUGCUGAUCGUGGAUGCCGUGGUCUACGGUGUGCUGACGUGGUACAUCGAGGCCGUGCACCCAGGCAUGUACGGGCUCCCCCGGCCCUGGUACUUCCCCUUCCAGCAAUCCUACUGGCUCGGGAACGGGCGGGUUGAAACCUGGGAGUGGACCUGGCCCUGGUCUAGAACCACCCGCCUCAGCAUCAUGGAGGAGGAUCAGGCCUGCGCCAUGGAGAACAGGCGGCUGGAGGAGAUGCGUGGCAUAGAGGAGGAGCCGAACCACCUGCUGCUCGUCGUGUGUGUGGACAAGCUCACUAAGGUCUACAAGACGGACAAGAAGCUGGCACUGAACAAGCUGAGCCUGAACCUCUAUGAGAACCAAGUGGUGUCCUUCCUGGGGCACAAUGGGGCAGGCAAGACCACCACCAUGUCCAUCCUGACUGGCCUCUUCCCCCCAACCUCGGGCUCUGCUACCAUCUACGGCCAUGACAUCCGGACGGAGAUGGAUGAGAUCCGGAAGAACCUGGGCAUGUGUCCCCAGCACAAUGUGCUCUUCGAUAAGCUGACGGUGGAGGAGCACCUCUGGUUCUACUCGCAGCUUAAGAGCAUGGCGGAGGAGGAGAUCCGCAAGGAGAUGGACAAGAUGAUUGAAGACCUGGAGCUGUCCAACAAGCGGCACUCCCUGGUGCAGACUCUGUCAGGAGGAAUGAAGAGAAAGCUGUCAGUGGCCAUCGCCUUUGUGGGGGGAUCGCGGGCUGUUAUCUUGGAUGAGCCCACUGCUGGCGUUGACCCGUAUGCACGUAGGGCUAUUUGGGAUCUGAUCCUCAAAUACAAACCUGGAAGGACCAUCCUGCUCUCCACACAUCACAUGGACGAGGCCGACCUGCUUGGGGACCGCAUCGCCAUCAUCUCCCAUGGCAAGCUCAAGUGCUGCGGCUCCCCACUCUUCCUCAAGAGCACCUACGGGGAUGGCUACAAGCUGACGGUGGUGAAGAAGCAGUCAGACUCCAGGAACGGCACAGACUCGGGGCAGACGCACAGCCCUCCUUCCCACUCCUCCGCCAGCCCCUGCUCCGAGCCCCGCGUCACCCAGUUCAUCAAGAAGUACGUGACCUCCUGCCUGCUGAUCUCCAACACCAACACGGAGCUCUCCUACAUCCUGCCCAGUGAGGCCGUCAAGAAGGGCUGCUUCGAGAGGCUCUUCCAGCACCUGGAGCAGAGCCUGGGGGAGCUGGAGCUGACCAGCUUCGGGCUGAUGGACACUACGCUGGAGGAGGUCUUCCUCAAGGUGUCGGAGGAGGACCUUUCCCUGGAGAACAGCGAUGUUGACAUGAAGGAGUCCAAGAAAGACUCGCUGCAGCCACUGGCUCCCCAGAUGGGCCUGAAGCCCGAGGCCAACGGGGAGCCCCUUCCUGACACGGAGGCACCCGAGAAGCCAGAGGUGGAGCUCAGCAACCUGGUGGCCUGCUCCAACCUGGCCCAGUCACAGGCGUCUCUGCGCUCGGCUUCCUCUGUGGGCUCCGUGCGGGGCGAUGAAGGUGGGGCUUAUUCGGAGUUCUAUGGGGAUUACUCUCCGUUGUUUGAUAAUCUGCAGGACCCUGAUAACGUCAGUCUGCAAGACCAAGAGGCUGACGCCGAGGCUGCGGACCAGCCCCUGGGGGGACAGGGGAGCUUUAAGCUGGAGGGCUCCUGGCUCAGGCUGCGCCAGUUCCACGGGCUGAUCGUCAAACGCUUCCACUGUGCCAAGCGCAACACCAAGGCCCUCUUCUCGCAGAUCCUGCUGCCCGCCUUCUUCGUCUGCGUGGCCAUGACGGUGGCGCUCUCUGUGCCCGAAAUAGGUGACCUGCCUCCUCUGAUCCUCUCGCCAUCCCAGUAUCACAACUACACCCAGCCCAAGGGCAACUUCAUCCCCUAUGCCAAUGAGGAGCGGCGCGAAUACCGCAUAAAGCUGUCGCCCGACGCCAGCCCCCAGCAGCUUGUCAACACCUUCCACCUGCCCUCCGGGGUGGGGGCCACCUGUGUGCUGAAGACGGCCUUCAAUAGCACCCUGGACCAGCUGGUGCAGACCCUGAACCUCAACAGCAACGAGUCCAAGAUGCUGGCAGCCAAGUACUUUGAUGCCAUGUGCGUCGAUUCCUUCACCCAGGGCCUGCCGCUCUCCAACUUCGUGCCGCCGCCCCCAUCCCCGGCCCCCUCCGACUACCCCGUCUCCCUGGAUGACGACAUGGUGCACGCCUGGAACUCCACCACGUACCCCUCCACCGUCAAAGAGACCAUCACUUUGGCCCCGUCCCUGCCCCACAUCAUCCACGAGCCCAUCAAAUGCACCUGCUCCAUGCAGGGGACCGGCUUCUCCUGUCCCAGCGGCGUGGGAGGCCACCCACCCCAGAUGAAGGUGGUGACAGGGGACAUCCUGGCAGACAUCACAGGGCGCAACGUCUCGGAGUAUAUGCUGUACACGUCGGACCGCUUCCGGCUGCACAGGUAUGGAGCGAUCACUGUUGGCAACGUCCAGAAAUCCAUCCCAGCAUCCUUUGGCACCCAGGCCCCACCCAUGGUGCGGAAGAUCGCGGUCAGGAGAACAGCCCAGGUCUUCUACAACAACAAAGGCUACCACAGUAUGCCCACCUACCUGAACGUGCUGAACAACGCCAUCCUGCGGGCCAACCUGCCCAAGAACAGAGGGAACCCCGCUGCCUACGGCAUCACAGUGACCAACCAUCCGAUGAACAAGACGAGCGCCAGCCUCUCCCUGGAUUACCUCCUGCAAGGCACGGACGUGGUCAUCGCCAUCUUCAUCAUUGUGGCCAUGUCCUUUGUGCCGGCCAGCUUCGUGGUGUUUCUGGUGGCCGAGAAGGCCACAAAAGCCAAGCACCUGCAGUUCGUGAGCGGCUGCGACCCGGUGAUCUACUGGCUGGCCAACUAUGUGUGGGACAUGCUGAAUUACCUGGUGCCGGCCACAUGCUGCAUCAUCAUCCUCUUCGUGUUCGACCUCCCAGCGUAUACAUCCCCCACCAACUUCCCAGCCGUCCUCUCGCUCUUCCUGCUCUAUGGCUGGUCCAUCACCCCCAUCAUGUACCCAGCAUCCUUCUGGUUCGAGGUGCCCAGCUCAGCAUACGUCUUCCUGAUCGUUAUCAACCUCUUCAUUGGCAUCACAGCCACUGUCGCCACCUUCCUGCUGCAGCUCUUUGAGCACGACAAGGACCUGAAGGUCGUUAACAGCUACCUGAAGAGCUGCUUCCUCAUCUUCCCCAACUACAACCUGGGCCAUGGGCUGAUGGAAAUGGCCUACAAUGAGUACAUCAAUGAAUACUAUGCCAAGAUCGGGCAGUUUGAUAAAAUGAAAUCGCCCUUUGAGUGGGACAUUGUGACCCGGGGCCUGGUCGCCAUGACAAUUGAAGGCUUCGUAGGUUUCUUCAUCACCAUCAUGUGCCAAUAUAACUUCUUCCGGAAACCACAGCGGCUUCCCGUCUCCAACAAGCCCAUUGAGGACGACAUCGAUGUGGCCAACGAACGGCACCGGGUCCUGCGCGGCGAUGCCGACAAUGACAUGCUCAAGAUUGAGAAUCUCACCAAGGUGUACAAAUCCCGCAAGAUUGGGCGCAUCCUGGCCGUGGACCGUCUGUGCGUGGGCGUGCGGCCUGGGGAGUGCUUCGGGCUGCUGGGCGUCAAUGGGGCGGGGAAGACCACCACUUUCAAGAUGCUGACUGGGGACGAGAGCACCACCGGAGGGGAGGCCUUUGUCAAUGGGCACAGCAUCCUGAAGGAACUCCUUCAGGUGCAGCAGAGCCUGGGCUACUGCCCGCAGUUUGACGCGCUGUUCGACGAGCUCACGGCGCAGGAGCACCUGGAGCUCUACACUCGGCUGCGUGGCAUCCCCUGGAAGGACGAGGAGAGGGUGGUGAAGUGGGCGAUGAAGAAGCUGGAGCUCACCAAAUACGCUGACAAGCCAGCCAGCACCUACAGCGGGGGCAACAAGAGGAAGCUGUCCACAGCCAUCGCCCUGAUUGGCUUCCCUGCCUUCAUCUUCCUGGACGAGCCGACGACGGGCAUGGACCCCAAGGCCCGGCGCUUCCUGUGGAACCUCAUCCUGGACAUCAUCAAAACAGGCCGCUCUGUUGUGCUGACAUCCCACAGCAUGGAGGAGUGCGAGGCGCUCUGCACCAGGCUGGCCAUCAUGGUGAACGGGCGACUCAAGUGCCUCGGCAGCAUCCAGCACCUGAAAAACAGGUUUGGAGAUGGCUACAUGAUCACGGUGCGGACCAAGUCCAGCCUCAGCGUCAAGGAGGUGGUGCGGUUCUUCAACAGGAACUUCCCCGAGGCCAUCCUCAAGGAGCGACACCACACCAAGGUGCAGUACCAGCUCAAGUCUGAGCAGAUCUCGCUGGCCCAGGUCUUCAGCAAGAUGGAGCAGGUGGUGGACGUGCUGGGCAUCGAGGAUUACUCCGUCAGCCAGACCACGCUUGAUAACGUGUUUGUGAAUUUUGCCAAGAAGCAAAGCGACAACCUGGAGCAGCAGGAGACCAGCCCCAACUGCUCGAUCCAGUCCCCACUGGAGCACAUCCUGAGCCUGCUGCAGCCCCGCGCCGCCCCCACCGAGCUGCGGGCCCUGGUGGUGGAGGAGCCCGAGGACCUGGAGACAGAUGACGAGGGCUUGAUCAGCUUUGAGGAGGAGAGGGCUCAGCUCUCCUUCAACACGGACACUCUCUGCUGAGGAGCCGGGGGGGAGCGAACUCUCCAGCCUAGGAGCCGCUGACUCCCCCUUGCCCGAGUGCCCCCGCCCCUCCCCGCCCUCCAUUGAGCGGCAGUCAUCCAGCGUUAGUGAGAUGGGUGGCCAUCUGCACCCGCUGCCGGCAAGGCUGGUAGCCGCCUGGAUCCUGCAGCCCGAACCAGAAGCUGACAUGGAGCUGCCAAGCAAGGCCCAGAGAGACCUGAGGGCAGAGCACUGGCCUGGAUGGACAGUGGAGGUUUCUCCCCGCCAGCCGGGCCCACAGCGACCCUCACCCUGGCCUGCAGCAGCUGAGGGGUUGCCUGCAGUGGCAGAGUGGAGAAGGGCGGGUUGCCUGGGGGGUUGCAGGAAGGUGGUGAAGAAGGAAGGACUAAAUGUACAGAGCAGACUGUGUGCGGACACCGCUUCCUUUGAUCCUUUCCGGAGGGACACGAGAGGAGCCACACCCUGCGGAGCGUGGCCGGGACUGGUGGUGUGCUUCCCCUGCCCUGCAAAGGCUGCGUCUCCGGGGUCCGGGGCGGAUUCCACGCAGUUAUCUAGUGCCGCCCCCAGAGGCAGGAGUGGGUGGCACAGCCUCAGAGAGGGAAGAUUUAUUUUUUUAAUGAUAUGACAGACGGCUCAUUGCCGCGACACCGGCCUGCCGGGGGGGAGCUGGGCUUUGCUUCCCUCGGGUAUCUGACUCGUGUGGGUUUUUUAAACAUGGGCCAGCUGCCGUGAAAUGCGGGCUUGGAGCAGGGCCGAGGGGGAGGGCUUUCCUUGCUGCCCGAGAUGGGCUGUCUCCCACCUGGAUGCCGAGGGACACCGCAAGCGACUCCCAGCCACAGCUGAGCAAUCCCAGUGCUUUGAAGGCUGCUCCCACUUGGCAAUGCGUCUGUGUACGGCUCCUCCUGAGCCUGCACUCAGCUCCCAGGCCCUGGCUGCCUGAGGGUGAGGCUGCGUUCCAGCCGCAGGGCUGGGGCUGCGGGGGCAGGCAGGAGCCACGCAUCAAGCUGCUUUCACCACCAGCCCAUCCUCAAGAGCUCCAGCCCGCAGGAGAGUCCCGCACAACCUACCCAGUAAAUCUGCUACCCCUACCCGGAGGUGGCAGGACCUCAGACCUGCUUUCUGCACCAGUGGGGAGCCAUCCUGCCACAAGGCCAGCUUGAGUUUUUCUCCAGCCCUCCCCUUUGCUAUAGAAUGCAACCAGCAUGCCAGCCACUCUCAGAUGGCCAGCUCCCCGCCCCAGGCUAACUCAGCCCCUGUUCUGGCUGGGGGGGAGAGGGGGCGUUCUCGCAUGACCUGUCCCCAGAGCAGGGCACAGAGAGCAGCCAGGGCAGAGUAGACUCACAGGGCAUUGCAUACUCUGGCCUGAUUCCCCCUCCUCUCCCCUUAUUUUAAACUAGGGAGGAAAAAAAAUCCUGGAAUCAUUUGUGGUUGAGAAGAUGGA